Engraulis encrasicolus (European anchovy) is the source of this 514-nucleotide messenger RNA. It is a transcript of the gene rps28, whose product is annotated as ribosomal protein S28. NCBI's taxonomy places the organism in Eukaryota, Metazoa, Chordata, Actinopteri, Clupeiformes, Engraulidae. The record is from RefSeq and is a predicted model, not a curated record. The coding region runs from base 198 to 407 and encodes 69 amino acids. Gene Ontology annotation, biological process: maturation of SSU-rRNA; translation; ribosomal small subunit assembly. Gene Ontology annotation, cellular component: ribosome; cytosolic small ribosomal subunit. Gene Ontology annotation, molecular function: structural constituent of ribosome. The transcript is spliced from 4 exons.
AUUAUGGGAAAUAUAAAGAAUAUAAAUUGUUAAAACACAGAGAGUGAAAUAAAUAUCAAAUGAUCCUGCCAGAGUGAACAUAAAUUGAAUACAAUAACAAGAAAAACUCUGAAAAUCGCAGUGUGUACUCAUUUUACUUGGGGUAUAAAUACCGUCCCGUGCAUCACGUGAUCCUCUUUCGCUCUCCCUACGCCAACAUGGACGCCAGUCGUGUGCAGCCGAUCAAACUCGCAAGAGUAACCAAAGUGCUGGGAAGAACUGGUUCCCAGGGACAGUGUACCCAGGUGCGUGUUGAGUUCAUGGAUGACAGCAACCGCUCCAUCAUCCGCAACGUGAAGGGCCCAGUCAGAGAGGGCGAUGUGCUGACCCUGCUGGAGUCUGAGAGAGAAGCCAGGAGGCUGCGAUAGAAGUUCCUGAAAUGGAUUUCGAGGCAAUUUGUGCGGCGGAUAUGAGAUUUCCCAUGUCGACGUAACAUCAGAUCUGUACAGUUUGGGAAUAAAACUUUGGAAAGAAA